This is a messenger RNA of Striga asiatica, 462 nucleotides long. The record is from the annotation of a GenBank genome assembly. Lineage: Eukaryota; Viridiplantae; Streptophyta; Magnoliopsida; Lamiales; Orobanchaceae.
AUGGGCCAGCCCGGAUCCUGCCAAGCCAGGAAAGCUAGUUCAAUAUUCAAUCACAGACCACAUUCUGGAACACCUGAUAUAUCCGUGUUUUCAUCUUUCUUAUUCGGGACCCUAACUAACCCUAGGCCUUGCUUUUUCGAAAGCAAGCGAAAGAGAUCAAAAGAGUCUGCCAAGGAAAUUCAAUUACGUUCUAUUCGAAGCCAAUUAGAGCUUGCCGGAACCAGGAAGAAAGCAGCUUUCACGCUAACUGCUUGGCUACUAAGAACUUUUCAAAUACAAGAUCCAUUGACUCCGGGGCAUCACGUCUCUGGACGGACUUGUUACGGAACUAAUGAACUGGUUACGCCUUGGGGUCGUGCGGGGUUAACUAAAUCCUUCUACGACCCUGGCCGGGGUCUUUCAUCUGACUCAACAAGCAAGAGACUAGUUGCGGAAGGAAUAGGGCGAGCAACCCCUUAUUAG